AUCGAAGUGCUGGAUCUGAGGAAGGAGGAGGCGGCUGCCGCACUGUCUCUGCCGCCCUCGCCGCUGCCGGCAGCCGAGCCGGCCGCUCCCGACGCGGAGCCCGCGGGGGAGGAGUGCAGCUGGGCCGGCCUCUUCUCCUUCCAAGACUUGCGGGCCGUGCACCAGCAGCUGUGCUCGGUGAACUCGGAGCUGGAGCCCUACCUGCCUGCCUUCCCCGAGGAGCCGUCGGGCAUGUGGACGGUGCUCUUCGGAGCCCCGGAGCUAUCCGAGCAGGAGAUGGACUCUCUCUGCUCCAGACUGCAAGUUUACUUGGUCCACAGCUUGGAUACCUGCGGCUGGAAGAUCCUUUCGCAAGUACUCUUUACCGAGACUGACGACCCCGAAGAGUAUUACGAGAGCCUGAGUGAGCUGCGACAGAAGGGGUACGAGGAGGUGCUGCAGCGGGCCCGCAGGCGAAUCCAGGAGCUUCUGGAAAAACAUAAGAACACUGAAAGCAUGGUAGAGCUGCUUGAACUGUAUCAAAUGGAAGAUGAAGCCUACAGUAGUCUUGCAGAAGCUACUACAGAGCUCUACCAGUACUUACUACAGCCAUUCCGAGAUAUGAGGGAACUUGCGAUGCUUAGAAGACAGCAGAUAAAGAUCUCAAUAGAGAAUGACUACCUAGGCCCCAGAAGAAUUGAGAGUCUGCAAAAAGAAGAUGCUGAUUGGCAGAGAAAAGCCCACAUGGCCGUGCUUUCUAUUCAAGAUCUUACAGUUAAAUACUUUGAAAUAACAGCUAAAACACAGAAAGCUGUGUACGAUCGAAUGAGAGCAGACCAGAAAAAAUUUGGUAAAGCAGCAUGGGCAGCAGCAGUAGAACGUAUGGAAAAGCUUCAGUAUGCGGUUUCUAAGGAGACUUUGCAGUUGAUGCGUGCUAAAGAAAUCUGUUUGGAGCAGAAGAAACAUGCAUUGAAAGAGGAGAUGCAGAGCCUGAAAGGUGGUACAGAAGCCAUUGCUCAUUUGGACCAAUUAGAAGCUGAUUAUUAUGAUCUACAGCUUCAAUUAUAUGAAGUGCAGUUUGAGAUCUUGAAAUGCGAAGAGCUGCUGCUGACAGCACAACUUGAAAGCAUCAGAAGACUGAUGUCAGAGAAGAGAGAUGAAGUGGUAUAUUAUGACACUUACGAAAGUAUGGAAGCCAUGCUUGAAAAAGAGGAUAUGGGAACAUCUAUAUACUUGCAAAAAGAGGAGCUGCAAAAGUUACAACAAAAAAUCCGCCAGCUGGAAGCAAGGCGUGGACGUAUUUCAGCCAAGAAAGCCUACCUCAGAAAUAAAAAGGAGAUCUGUAUUGCAAAGCAUAAUGAAAAGAUCCAGCAGCGUCACCAGAGUGAGGAGGAAUACAAAAUGCACCAUACUAUUCAGCUAAAGCAAGAUCAGUUACAAGAUGAAGAGGAAAGAAAGAGCUCCUGGGUUAGUCAGGAGCGACAGAAAACACUGGACAGACUUCGCACAUUCAAACAGCGGUACCCUGGGCAAGUAAUACUUAAAUCAACCAGACUACGGCUGGCUCAUGCAAGAAGAAAAUGUGUGGCCAGCUCAGUGUCCUGUGUCAAUCAACCUCAGUCUUUGCCAGUGACCAUACAAAUCCAAGAGAAAAGUGAAGAGGUGGAAUUGGAGAAUGCAGUUCAGCCUUUGCAAGUGCAGGAGUCCGCAAGCUUAGAACAACUUCAGGAUAUUUCGUUACCUCCCAAUAGUGUUACCUCUGAACUGCCUCGUGUUAGUACUUCUCCACUCACCAUUAAUGAGCUUCAACCAGAGACUGUUGUACAGCUUCCACCCAUUUUGCCUCCACCACCUCCACCUCCACCUUUACCCUCCAAGGAAGAUGCCACCAAAUCCUUAGAGAAAAGCGACAGCUUGGUUAAACGUCAGAGUGAGGAGAAGGGAGUCCAGCACUCUUCUGGUAUCCCACCAACACAUCUCUUUGACAGCAGUCAGCUAGUCAGUGCCAAGAAGAAGCUUAAGAAGACUGGUGAUCUGGAGGGUUUACAGAGGAGGAGAGUGAGCUCCCCGAUGGAUGAAGUGCUGGCUUCCUUGAAGCGUGGCAGCUUUCACUUAAGAAAAGUUGAGCAGAGAAGUCUCCCUCCUUUUCCUGAUGAAGAUGAUAGCAAUAACAUCUUGGCACAGAUCAGGAAAGGGGUGAAACUGAAGAAAGUGCAGAAAGAUGUUUUGAGAGAAUCCUUUACAAUUCUGCCUGAUACUGACCCUCUGACAAGGAGCAUCCACGAAGCAUUGCGACGAAUUAAGGAAGCAUCACCUGAAUCGGAGGAUGAAGAGGAGAGUUUGCCUUGCACAGACUGGGAAAAUUAACCUGUGAUUCACAGCCACUGAUGUGAGAAAAGAAACCUCAGUUGAAGAUUACUUUUCUUCUUCAUUUCUGAAAAUUGAGAGCCAGCAGUUAUGACCAUCAAUUCAACAGGAGGCUUGCUUUCUUUGGCAAAGGAAUAGUCUUGGCAAAUGAUUCGGUAUAUGGAAAAAAAUGGCCUGAAAUGUUAAUUUUUGAGUCACCUUUUUCUUGUAAUUUGUUCAAAAAAAUUCGGGGGGGGGGCAGAAUUGUUUAAUGUGCAUUUUUUAUAAUCAAGAAUGCCCUAUUCUUAAGCAUUUUUUGUAUUUGCAUUAGAAAUGUGUGGCCAGUUAAGUGUGGGGGGCAUGUUGAGUUGGGAGAAUACUUGCUGUUAAGAGUAAGUUUGGGAUUCAGCCAAGACAUCAAACCAGCUAUAAAAUGUCCCCUUCACUGCACUGAAUAAUAUAAUCUGCUUGAAAAUCCAACUAAAUAGCUCCUUGCAGAGAAGCUUGCUGUGUAGCUUCUGGUGUGGUAUUCCAGAAAGAGCGGAAUUCCUAGUUGCACUACAGUAGCUGAAAUUCAGUAACAUGAAACUAAGAUUAUUUUUUUGUCUUCUUAGUUUGAAGAAGUGUAUGUCAGUAUGAAAAGUAACAAGUGACCACAGCACAAUAAGAACAAGAGUUGAAUUCAGUACAUAUUCAAGAAUGUGUGUGUU
Athene cunicularia (burrowing owl) is the source of this 3035-nucleotide messenger RNA. RefSeq names its product junction mediating and regulatory protein, p53 cofactor (gene JMY). Gene Ontology annotation, biological process: intrinsic apoptotic signaling pathway by p53 class mediator; Arp2/3 complex-mediated actin nucleation; positive regulation of apoptotic process. NCBI's taxonomy places the organism in Eukaryota, Metazoa, Chordata, Aves, Strigiformes, Strigidae. The record is from RefSeq and is a predicted model, not a curated record. Gene Ontology annotation, cellular component: cytoplasm; nucleus. The transcript has 11 exons. The annotation marks the transcript as partial. Gene Ontology annotation, molecular function: actin binding; Arp2/3 complex binding; transcription coactivator activity.